AUGGACAUGUAUUUCCAAGAGUUGAAUAUUACUGGGUUUUGGGCUGAGGCGAAGCAGUCUGGAGGGUACCGUUUUGACGUAUUGCAUCGUGCUUCGAGUACUCCCAAUUGGAUUGCUCUUGGCAAGGUCGAGGUGAAAGUCGUCAAUGGACGCACGAGCAAUGGCAUGGAUUACUUGAACUUCUACGUGAAGCACUUGGGGCGAACAGGGUUCGAGAUCGGAGGUCUCCUGGGAGACGACGACCACACGGACGCGAGCACUCUCCCCGAGGGCUGCCGCCACCCCGUGGCUCUCUGGUCCGGGAGCCAGGGCCCGCACGGCCGCAGCCCCCACGAGCUCUCGGUUGCAUCAGCGAGCUGGGGCUGA
Prorocentrum cordatum is the source of this 366-nucleotide messenger RNA. Lineage: Eukaryota; Dinophyceae; Prorocentrales; Prorocentraceae. The record is from the annotation of a GenBank genome assembly.